GGCUCGACACUCACAACUCGCUCUCCCUCCACCAGGCCUUCCACAUGAGCCAGCCAAGCCUUACCUCCCCAGCAGGAUGAAGAAAGAAAAGAAAACAAAUGCUUUACUGUUUCUCCUCCUGCUUCAUUUCACCUUUGCAAGGCAAUUGGACUAUGCUCCGUACUUUUAUGAUAAUGGACCGAGCAGCACCAGUGGGAAUAUGGCCUUCUUCAGCAUCUCCGAGGACACGCCAGUUGGUGCACACAUAUACGUCCUGAACGGUACAGAUCCAGAGGGUGACUCAGUGCGAUACGGUCUGACUUUUGAGAUGGGCUCCACAGAAUAUUUCAGGGUGGAAUCCAAGUCCGGAAACGUGACUCUCAUUCAGGAGCUCGACAGGGAGAAACAAGAUGAAAUCGCAGUGCUCGUGAGCAUAACAGAUGGUCGAAAUAAAGUUGUUGAGACAGUGAGAGUGUUUGUCACUGACGCCAAUGAUGAAGCUCCUGAAUUUCAAAACCCGCCUUUCACCGUUGAUGUCCCUGAAGACACCACUCCAGGAAAUAGCAUCUACAGAGUUCAAGCAUUAGAUAAGGAUUUGGGCUCAGGAGGCAGCGUCUCGUAUCAUCUACAGACUUCCUCAUUUGCCAAGUUCAUCAUCGAUGGGCACAGUGGGAUCCUCAGAGUCAAACCAGGCGAGACUCUGGACUACGAGACCACGCCAACACAUUUUGUGACAGUGGUCGCAAAGGAUGGAGGAGGUAAAUACAAAGGGAAGCAUCAGGUGUUGACCUCCACUGCCACCAUUACAGUGAAUGUCAUCGAUGCUCAGGACAUGCCUCCCUCCUUUAUUGGAACCCCUUACUUUGGCUACGUCUAUGAAGUCUCAGUCCCUGGCUCUGAAAUAUUUACUGUGUACGCUAAAGAUGGAGAUCAAGGCAGUCCUCACCCCAUACACUAUUCCAUCAUGAAUGGCAGCGAUGGCGUCUUUGACAUCAACAGCACCAGCGGAUGCAUCACCCUGACAACUUAUCCAUCGCUGCUGAAGAACGAAUUAUAUGAAAUUCUAGUCAAGGCGUCUGAGGUCGGACCGAACGAGCAGUUGUUGGACUUUGACAUCACCACGAUGACUGUCCGGGUGGUGGAUCUCAACAACCACCCGCCAACCUUUUAUGGAGAAAACGGACCACAGAGCAAGUUCGAGGUGACCAUGUACGAGCAUCCACCAGCGGGAGAAAUCCUCCGCGGCUUUAAGAUCACCGUCAAUGACUCCGACCAGGGAGCUAAUGCUAAAUUUAAACUCAGACUUGUGGGACCGAGUCGAGUGCUGCGAGUGGUUCCCCAGACUGUUCUCAACGAAGCUCAGGUGACCAUCAUUGUGGAGGACACAUCUGGCAUCGACUAUGAAAAAGGAACAACUCUGGCUUUUAAGCUGCUGGCAGUGGAGAUCGACACUCCUGAGCACUUCAGUGCGACGGCGGACAUCCUGAUCAACCUGCUGGACACUAACGACAACACGCCCAAAUUCACGUCCGACUUUUACAUGGCCAGAGUCCCUGAGAACUCCCCCGGAGGUUCCAGCGUUGUCUCUGUGACGGCUCAUGAUCCAGAUUCAGGACCUUGGGGUGAAGUCAAAUACACAAUUUAUGGAUCAGGAUCAGAUUUGUUUGCCAUCAGCCCGUCGUCUGGCCUCAUCUCCACGCAGCCGUGGACCAGCCUGGACGCCGAGGUCCGAUCCAAGUACAACUUUUACGUCAAGGCCGAGGAUUCGGAGGGGAAGUACAGUCUGGCUGAAGUCUUCGUCACCGUCCUCGACAUGAACGACCACCCUCCGGAAUUUGACAGUGAACUCCUGGAGAAGACGAUGGUCAUUGGCGCGCCAGUCAGAGUGGAGGCAAUGGACGACGAUGCAGAGUCUCCGAACAACGUCAUCGAGUACUACAUCAUGACGGCCGAUCCUGACAACGCGUUUGACAUCAACACUGACACCGGCGAGAUCAACCUGAAGCCGUACAUCAAGUCCAUGGAGAUCGUGCAGAACAUCACCAAGCUGAAGGACUGCAAGUGGUCUCUGGUGGUCCAGGCGCGCGACCGAGGUUCUCCGUCCUUCAGCACGACCGCCGUGGUCAACAUCGACAUCACUGAGGCGACGCCUCUCAAGGGGCCCAUGGCGGCCUUUUUAAUGAAAAGUAGGGACAAUCCGAUGAAAGCUUUAGGCAUGGUCACGGUUAUCGUUAGCGUGUUGGUAGGGGUGACUGUCUUGAUCUCUACGGCUAUGUACAUGCGCAACUCAAAGUCUAACAGGAUCAUGCCCGUGCGUCGCGUCAUCAAGAGGCGACAGAGGGACCAGCAGCCCUGGACCUUCAAGAUGCCUCUCAUCAAGUUCUAUAACCCUUCGGACAAGUUCCUCAUCGGCGACCCAGAGAGUCCUCAGCGGGACGGCAGCAGCCCUCGGACAAAACCCCCACCCCCCAGCGCUCCUUGUCUUCCCCCUCCACCACCAUCAAACAUGCGGGCCAGUGAGAGGCCCCGCGCGGUCCCAACAAUAUCUGGUACACUGGCCUCCAAAGGAUCCAAGAAAGCGAAAUCAAAUCGGCGAAAAGAAGGAAACAUCAGCUCUGCUUUAGUGUCCGAGCUCAAAAUGAAGCUGGAGCAGAAAAUCAUUGAGAGCAACCAGGGUUAUUACUGUUAGACACAUCUGGUGUCAGGUUGCAGUCCAUGCUCUGACGACUCUGCCGCUCUUAACCUCAUCUGUCGUCCGAGAGUUAGUACCGGAAGCUCUGAGUGGACAUUACAUCACUCGUGAGUAAAUGCUAAAAAAAAACAAAAAACGGGAAGGUUUACAAAUAUUUAUGUCUUAAGGUGAGAUAUAAAACGAGGAGGGUCUACUGCAUCCUCAGCUGACCUGGCUCAGAUAAAGAGAGGAGAGAGCUCUGAGAGUCUGCCAUUGGUGCAGUCCUACAUCAUUCUCAACACUGCCAUCUUGAGGAGGGAUCACGUCAUCCUAAUAGUAAGAAGCACCACUGUAAAUUACCCAGGGAGAGGAUAACGGAGACUUGACUGUCUGCACAAGUUACAUUACUCUCUGGAAAGUUUUUCAUCACAGAAUAAGAGUUUCAUUCGAUAAAUCUUGAACUAAAAAUCUUGAAAUAUCGCAGUUGACAAACACACUGCUUGUUAUGAAGUGCUAAAGGACCCGUCCGUGUGUUACAUGAUAUUUUUACUGUGUUACUUCAGCCACUCGAGAGCUGAGGCGUUGCUCUUUUUGUAUGAUUACAAUUAUGUGCCACUGUCGCUUUUUCACAGUAACACAAGCGGAGAUUGCUUCUGUUCGUCUGACUGCGUGUUUGUAGAGUUUAAAUGCUUUUAUAUAUUUUACACGCAGCAGGUACAGCACUGUAUUAUUUUCAUCAUUGUGAAUAUACAUACAGUAUAAGAAAAGACACACACUCAUUUCCAAUGUAUCGAAUGAACAAAUUGGAUAUUAAUGAAGUAUAUAUAAGUGGUCAUAAAACCUUUUUAUUUUUCAAGCUCAGAUUGUAAAUAACUUGCUUGAACAUUAUCUUUUAGAGAGAUAUUUAAAUAGAUUCUGUGUUUAGGGUCCACACACAUUCUCCAAUGCCUUCAAAUGUAGGCACAUUGAUUAACUGUUAUAGAUAUCAUGUACAAUUUCAAUUACAAUGUCUUAGAUAAGUUGAGACAAAUGAUAUAUCUUAUGAACUCUAGUGAUAUCUUUGUAUCGUCUUUGUAUCGUCUUGAUUUUGAAUAAAUAUUUGAAAAGAA
Molecule: messenger RNA, 3759 nt
Organism: Solea senegalensis (Senegalese sole)
Lineage: Eukaryota; Metazoa; Chordata; Actinopteri; Pleuronectiformes; Soleidae
Product: cadherin-related family member 1-like
Exons: 18
Coding region: 77-2668 (863 amino acids)
Biological process (GO): homophilic cell-cell adhesion
Cellular component (GO): plasma membrane; catenin complex
Molecular function (GO): calcium ion binding; cadherin binding
Source: RefSeq, a predicted model, not a curated record